AUGGGUUCAAUUAAGACUGACGCAAACGGGCAUGGCUCGCAACUCCUCCAUAUCGAUGCCUCCUUCGACAACAAGAACUCGGAGGAAUCUGCUAUUGAACUGGUCUACAGAAUCCAACCCAAAUGGCGAACUGCUCCUGGUAAACUAGAAGUCGUCAAGUUCACCGACGGCAUCACAAACACUUUGCUCAAAGUCGGCAAACAUCUACCUGGCCUGUCCCAGGAUGAGAUCGAUCGAGACUCUGUUCUGCUGCGUGCCUAUGGCAACAACACUGAAAUCUUGAUCGAUCGAGAUAGAGAAGCUAUGUCGCAUGCGCUAUGUGCUGAGCGUGGUCUUGCUCCCCCAUUGCUAGCAAGGUUCAAUAAUGGCCUGUUGUAUAGGUACAUCAUUGGAAAAGUGUGUACUCCUCAAGACUUGAUCAGGGAACCUGUGUGGCGUGCUGUGGCUACUCGCCUGGGUGAGUGGCAUGCCCGACUUCCCGUGGACUCGGUUGCAGAAAGCAGCAAUGCUACCAAUGGGCAUGCCGUGAAUGGUACAUCUCCCAAUUCUCCCUUGAACUCGAGGUCACCUGUUCCAAACUGCUGGUCCGUCAUGCAGAAGUGGGUUGGCGCUUUGCCAGAUGAGACACCCAAGAAGAAAGCCAGGAAAGAACUUCUUCAGGGAGAACUCGACCGAUCCUUCAAAGACCUUGACAAUGAGCGGGGUCCAGGCGUCAAGGGGUUUGUCUUUGGACACUGUGACCUGUUAAGUGCCAAUGUCAUCAUGUUACCCUCCGAGUCCGUCGAUAGUAAGGCGGAUAACACUCUGAAAGUCUCCUUCAUCGAUUACGAAUAUGCCACACCAUGCCCUGCCACUUUCGAUAUUGCCAAUCAUUUCGCCGAAUGGGGUGGCUAUGACUGUGAUUACGGUAUGCUACCAACAAAGUCUAUCCGUCGUCAAUUCCUCAAAGACUACCUCGACUCGUACAAAGCCCACAGCGACACACCCUUCCCUGGUAAUAUGCUCCAGGUCUUGAUGGAAGAAAUCGAUCGAUGGCGCGGUAUGCCUGGUUUAUACUGGGGCAUCUGGGCUUUGAUCCAAGCAACCAUUUCCCAGAUCGAUUUUGAUUAUGCCUCCUACGCAGAAGUACGACUAGGUGAAUACUUUGCUUGGAGAGCAGAAGAAAGCGGCAGCCGAGCCCAGGAAGGCGCUGAGCUUCCACUUCGUGAGCGAAGGUGGGCAGAAGAAUAA
This is a messenger RNA of Exophiala aquamarina CBS 119918, 1230 nucleotides long. Its product is annotated as ethanolamine kinase. NCBI's taxonomy places the organism in Eukaryota, Fungi, Ascomycota, Eurotiomycetes, Chaetothyriales, Herpotrichiellaceae. The transcript is spliced from 2 exons. Gene Ontology annotation, molecular function: choline kinase activity; ethanolamine kinase activity. Gene Ontology annotation, cellular component: cytoplasm. Gene Ontology annotation, biological process: phosphatidylethanolamine biosynthetic process; phosphatidylcholine biosynthetic process. The record is from RefSeq and is a predicted model, not a curated record. Bases 1 to 1230 code for a protein of 409 amino acids.